This is a messenger RNA of Synchytrium microbalum, 426 nucleotides long. RefSeq lists its product as uncharacterized. The transcript is spliced from 4 exons. Gene Ontology annotation, cellular component: membrane. Bases 1 to 426 code for a protein of 141 amino acids. Lineage: Eukaryota; Fungi; Chytridiomycota; Chytridiomycetes; Synchytriales; Synchytriaceae. The record is from RefSeq and is a predicted model, not a curated record.
AUGGACACCGUGAGAUCAGGCCUUGGUUCUGUAUGGAUGAGCCCACGGUUUAUCUUGAGAGCGGUUGAAUGGCUCUUUGCACUGAUUGCCUUCUCUACUGCCGCAUCUUAUACCGGAUUCUCGUAUAUUUCUGGCGCUAUCGGAUUUAUGAUCUUUGUUGGAGUAUUGGCAUGGCUGCUGGAUAUGGCCUUCAUGGCCCUGUACAUCUUUAGGCCAAAUGCUGGCAGGAGUGUGCAUUUCGUCGAGCUGAUCAUCUCGGCGCUUUGGACUUUCUUCUGGUUUGCUGCAUGGGUGGCGAUGGCUGCUCAAAAUCUAUGCGGCGGACUUUGUAGCACAUGGAACGCAUCUAUCGCUUUUGGUGCCUUCUCUAUGGUAGCAUGGGGAGUUUCUACUUUCAUGGUCCUUCGAGAGUACCGCAAAGUUUAA